Messenger RNA from Trematosphaeria pertusa, 2474 nucleotides. RefSeq lists its product as uncharacterized. NCBI's taxonomy places the organism in Eukaryota, Fungi, Ascomycota, Dothideomycetes, Pleosporales, Trematosphaeriaceae. Gene Ontology annotation, molecular function: metal ion transmembrane transporter activity. Gene Ontology annotation, cellular component: membrane. The record is from RefSeq and is a predicted model, not a curated record. The transcript has 2 exons. Bases 168 to 2045 code for a protein of 625 amino acids. Gene Ontology annotation, biological process: transmembrane transport; metal ion transport.
CUUCGGAGUGGGAUACCGAGGCGCGGCUUGAGGAGCUGUCCUGAAACAGUUAGGCCGACUUCCUCUCGUAUCCCUGAUCAUCGUGGCUGUGAUUGGCGCCCGGCUCAGCUUCCUCUUCGUCUCAUCCCGAGCACGACGCGUGACGGACGACAUGUAUCUCUUCAACUAUGAUUACGGACUUUCCGAAAGGCUCCACACCAGUACAGGUCGAUUGGUCUUCCGACGCGUACUGGCGGAACAGGCGUCUUUCGCCCGCCCAGCUCCAGGUCCACGAUAUACGCCUCGAAGACACGGGAUGGCGGACAGAUCUCAACGGAAUGUUGGAGAUGAGGGAAGUUCUGACGUCGACGCUAUUACCGGACCUGGAGGAUAGAGAUCGCUUGGUCAACGACCUGCCGAUUGACGAGGUUACGAUGAAUCGGAACGAACAUGUCCAUCUGAGGAAUCUGGCUACCGAAUACGGUUGGAUGAAUUGCUUGAGGAGUAAAGGAGUCCAACAGGCGAUCGACGAUCCGCAGUAUCUUAAAAAGUGCAGAUGGAUACACAUCUCUAGCAAGUUCUCCGAUUACCUAUCCGGAUGCCUGCUGGCGCUGUCCGACUGGAGCAAGAACCCAUCCGACAUCAUCACAGCUUUGCAUCAGCUGGAGCAUUGCAUCUAUCAACAGGAGCGGUUUUCGAAGCAUGGGAGGUACUUCGCGCCGUUCUUCCAGUAUCUGCUGGACAGCCACGGAGACGCAAAAGAGAAGGGAGACGGUCCAAUGCUGUUGAGCGUCCCAUUCCUUGAUUGGUCUGUCGAGGGAACUUCGCCUCCGCUGAGGUUCCAAAUCGACCCGCGCGAAGGUUAUCAGUCGUCGAAGAGUUCUUCGCAUUUACUGCGAUCAAUCUUGCAGCACUUCUACCGCCUGGAGGAUACCGCUGAUCGCGAAUCCCAGCAAGUUUUUACGAAGCACAAACCCUGGCAGACGGAUCGCGGCCUUGACCUCAAGGUUCGACGGUGGUAUGGCCACUACCCGACGAGUCUGAAUGUGGAUGAGCUUUGGAUCCUUGUCGUGGAUGCCCGGCAUGUUGUCACUUUCUCGAGCAACCAGUCCUGGAAGUCACGUUGGCCGCCGCUCCAGCUCUCGGCACGUAUCAUGGAGGUGUCCUUCCGCGGUAUCCGCAACGCCUUCAUCAAUACAGCGCAAGAACAGGACUAUACUUCGACGACUCACGUCAUCGCCGCCCUAAGCGGAGCUUUGGGUAUGCUUCAUCGCAGCUUUUGGUCCGAUAUCACGCUCUGUCUCUCCGACAGAUAUGCCAGCUAUCUCGGUCAUCUCCAGUAUCGGCUGCACAGGAGCCCGAGCACAAAGCUCGUCAUGGAUCUUCUCCAGGUACAAGAAGAGCUGAACAUCAUUAUCCAGAUCAUGGAGCAACAGAUCGAGCUGGUCACCAAGCUUCAGGGUGCACUGAAGUCGGCGCGAAGCAGGGGUCAUUCCCACAGCUCCACCAGACAGUAUCAUCACCAACCGACGGGUUCCAUCCCACCGUCCGAUUUUGCCACUUACAGACAGAUGUCCAUGUCUCAUCUAUCGGAUCCUGCGGCGCAACUGCUAGAGAACCUCCAGAGGGAAUAUGUAGACCUCUGCGACCUGCGCGAGAACAGCAAUUCGCUCAUCAAUCGCACCAUCCAACUCGUCAAUAUCCGGCUCGAGGAUCACGGCAAAGCAAUCCUCGUCUUCACCAUCGUCACCAUCAUCUUCCUCCCGCUCUCCUUUAUCUCUAGUUUCUUCGGGAUGAAUUUCUCAGACAUUCGGAAUAUGGAGAGCACGCAGCGCCUGUUUUGGAUAAUUGCAGGGUCGUUGACGGUUGGCACAGUAGGCUUUGCGAUAUUUCUCGCGUUCUAUGGGAGCGCCAUUGUGGAUUGGUUCGUUGGUUGGCGGGAGAGUUGGAAUAGGAAGUCCAAAGUCAAGAACCCUGUGCCAAGGAUAGUUGAGAGAAAACCGAGUGGCUUCAGAAACUUUGAGAUUUUGGAUGUAAUGCGGCCCAGACAGACCGGCGUCUUCUAAUCUCGGAAACGGCCAUAUUCCACCUGGACACGCUUGAAGGAUUCUCGUUCCCCAGCUUCGGAUCAGGUACGCAGAGCUCCGAUCGCUUACAAUUUCGACGCCCAACGUGCACCGUUCUCUAACAGAUGUAGAUACGAGCCUUCAAAAUUACUCAUAGGCUAAAAUAUGCACUCAAGGCCGGUCAAGCGUCUCUGUGAAACGUCAACCCAGCGCGAACAACCCAAGAAGCACCUCAUUUAAAGUGCGCAAUAUUCCUUCCCGCCUCCGACGAACCAGCGACAGAGACAUCGCAAUCCGCAACGAACGCGCCGAAGCUUCGAGAUACGCACCAACGACUGCCGAUUGUGCCCAGAAUCCGGGGAAUCAAGCUUUUCAAUCUCGAAACCUAUCUCAUAUCUCUCCCACCCGUUUCCGAACAGGAACCCCCUC